CUAGAAAGGGUUUAGUAAAAUUAUAAACUCUGUUUAAAAUUAGAAUAAUUUGAAUUAUAAUAUUAUUCACUCUUGUUUUUAUUAUAAACUUACUUCGAUCGUAAGGUUCUACAUGUGUACAGAAAAUGGCUGACGACUGCCCUAUUAUCAAUAAUAUGAAUACAAAAAAUGGAAAUUUUAUUUGUGGAGUUGUUGAAGGCUUUUAUGGCAGGCCAUGGACAUCAGAGCAGAGAAAGGAUUUAUUUCAAAAGCUGAAGAAGUGGGGAAUGAACUCCUAUGUAUAUGCACCAAAAGAUGACUCUAAACACCGAGCUAACUGGCGUGAUUUGUAUACAGUAGAAGAAGCCGAGCAUCUGACAAGUCUUAUAACUUCUGCUAAUGAGAAUGGAGUAACUUUUUAUUAUGCCCUUUCUCCUGGUUUGGAUAUUACUUAUUCGAAUUCAAAGGAAGUACUUACUUUGAAAAGGAAAUUAGAACAAGUUUCUCAGUUUGGAUGUGUUGCCUUUGCCCUUUUAUUUGAUGAUAUUGACCCAGAGAUGUCAGAAGCUGAUAAAGAAGUCUUCCAAUCAUUUGCGCACGCUCAGGUCUCUGUUACAAAUGAUGUCUAUCACCACUUAAACCAACCGAAAUUCCUUCUUUGCCCUACACAAUAUUGUGCAGCUCGUGCUGUUCCUAAUGUGCAAAAUUCUGAAUAUUUGUUAACAUUGGGUUCUAAAUUAGCACCUGAUAUUGAUAUCAUGUGGACAGGUAGUAAAGUGAUAUCUAGGGUCUUAACAGUUGAUUCCAUAGAAGAAGUGACCGAAGUGCUCAAGCGGCCGCCUGUGAUCUGGGAUAAUCUUCAUGCUAACGAUUAUGACCAAAAGAGGGUCUUUCUUGGUCCUUACCAAGGGAGGUCUCCAGAUCUGAUUCCUCGAUUGCGAGGUGUCUUAACGAAUCCCAAUUGUGAAUUUUGGGCCAAUUUCGUUGCUAUUCAUACUCUUGCUCAGUGGUCUCGCUGUAAUUCGGAGGCUGAACGUGACAGAAAUGAAAGUGUAUGUUCUGAUAUCAAACUUGAAACUGAAGCAGAUGAUGGAACUGAAAUUCCUACAAGAUUACCUGUUAACAUGUAUCACGCAAGGAGGGCUUUGAAAAAUGCUAUUGCAGAUUGGCUUCCUGAGUUCCACCGGAAUAGGCAAGCUUCAGGUUUUAUAACAAAACCUCAAGUGAUUACAACUUUGCCUGUGACUCCCGCUGUAUUAGCUGUAGUCCCCACUCCAUCGGUGGUAAAUACUUGUAUUGCUUUAACUACGACUUCAACUGUCAGCUCAGUGUCAACUUCUACUCCCCAGUUAUCAGCUUUGGCAGAUGUUUGCACAACGGUUAAUGGUAAUACUGGACCCAUUGUUAUGAACUCUCUUUUAUCUGAAACAAAAGUUUGUACAGAACCAAUGGAUUGCAAUGCGACACCGCCUCCGGAACCAUUAAAAUCUGAACCUCCGAUUGAGGCUGAAUCGAGCAUUAUCGAUAAACCUGAGUUGGUUGAAGAAGAUCCUAAUAGUUUAGAUGAUAAUGGUGCAAAAAUGGUCAUUGACUCAAAUUCUCCUGAAAGUAGUAUAUCUGACAUGAACGAUUGGAAUGGCCAACAGCUUAAUGCUGAAGAUGUAACACUGCUGUGUGAUCUUUUUUAUUUACCAUUUGAACAUGGAACACAGGGAAUCCAACUUUUACAAGAGUUUUAUUGGCUCUACACUAACGCCCAUUUAGCUUUAGCUUCUGCAUCACCUUCAAAACCUGAGGGAGAAGAGUGGCAUGAAAGGGCGAAAAAGCUGGAAGAGAUGAGUAAAAAUGUAAAUAAACUUUUCCAGAAAUUAAACACUAUUAGUAAUAAAGAACUAAUGUAUGAAUUAUAUCCUUAUAUUUGGGAAAUGAGGGCUGUCAUAUCUACCCUUAACUCUUAUAUAAAUUGGUUAGGUUCUGGAAAAGCGUGUCAAAUGUCAGAGAACCCAGCUGUAGGAAACUAUACAUGGUUCUCAAAAGGUUGGAAAGAAAGCUUCAUGAGCGGAGAACAAGAACCUUGGGUUUUCAGGGGAGGGCUCACUGCUGAUUUACAGCGUCUUAUUCCAAUUGACGGAGGAUCAGACCUAUUUGUAUACAAAGUGCCUCAGACAGUAAGCAGUACAAUAUAUACAAUCAGAGGAUAUCAGCCAAGCGAUAAUGAACAGAUUGUCAGUAUUAGCCAGGAACUGGCUUCACAGUCGUCUGAACAGCCUACCAGUUCCGAGUCUACUCCGUUAGAUAAGCUGUCUUUGUCUCGUUUGACCGAGUGUCUCAUCCAGAUCUCUACUGACAUUUGCUUUAUUGUUGAGGAAGAAUGUGAAGAUAAAGAAGAGAAGGCAGUAGCUGGAUAUGCUUUGGCAUUCAUUAAUGCAAAAGACAUCUCUUCAAGGACAACCUCUCAGGAUCCAUUGAUCGAAAUUAUUGCUAAUGCCUCUAAACCUCAAAAUCCAUCAGUUAUGUGUUGUGGUCUACGAAAUACUGUUACUGACCAAUCUGUGUCUAAGAGACUGAUUCUAUGCCUCCUGGCAGCACUGAGGGCUAAUGGUUCAUGUGGUGUAUUCACUUUGGUCGAUCGAAAAAAUGAUGAAUUAGUGGAAUCCUACACGAAAUUGGGUUUCCUGGAGCUGUCUCAAGACGAGGAGAACCAAUCUUCAUGCCUUGGACGAGUAUUCUAACACCUGAGGACCCUGUGCAGUCCCUCGUUUGUGGUCAGGGUCCUGAAGAGAGCCUCGGUGAGAACAUGAUGCGCUUUUCCAAUAUCAUUACUCCUCCUCUCAGUGAUAUUGAACAGUAGCAUUUUUAUUUAUAAUGGCGUGCUUCUCACUCUUAUUUAAAUUAUAUCUCGAAGACCGAUGUAAAUACAAAACGUCAUUGUUGCACUAUAUUUAUAAUCUUAGAAUGUUUGAAUUCAGAAAUAUUGUUUGUACAAGUCUGUAUAUAGAUAUAUCCCGAUCAGAAACCUAAAUUAGAAAAAAAAAGUAUAGGUACUUACGUAUUUAUUAACUUGUACAUUAUUUUAUAUUAAAACAAUUAGUAAAACUGUAUUAUAAUAGGUUCUAUGUAUGUGUCUGAGUGUUAUUUGUUUUUUACUUUUUAGUAUGUUAAAGUAAUAAUAAAUAAUAAGAAAAAUAAAAAUUAUAUAAAUAGCCACUCAAAGUUGUCAAUUAGGGCAGAAUAAGAUACAGUUAUAAUAUAGGAAGAAGCACAAUAGUUGAAAACAGAACUCGCUUAAAUAAGAUGUUGAACAUCUAUCAAUAUGGAUUUUUUAUGUAUUUAUAUUGUUUUAUUUUAUGUCUUUUAUGUUGAAGAAGUAUUGAGAUAUAUUUAUUGUAAUUAUUUAUAUCAACAUUCCAAUAUUUUUUAAUUAUGAAAGAAUAUAUAAAAUAAUAUUCUUGUUGCUUUCAUUUUAUUACACAUUUUUUCUUUUAUAU
Nezara viridula (southern green stink bug) is the source of this 3467-nucleotide messenger RNA. NCBI's taxonomy places the organism in Eukaryota, Metazoa, Arthropoda, Insecta, Hemiptera, Pentatomidae. The record is from the annotation of a GenBank genome assembly.